GCUAACGAAGCCCGAACGAACAAGACGCAAAUCGAAAAAGAUUUUAUUUAUUUUAAAUAAUGUUUGAACGAUACCUGUCGGCGCUGCAAUACCCUCGAAUAGGAAAGAUUAACUUUGAAGAUCCGAAAGAUUUUCGAGGAUUUAUCGUGUGGCUGGAGGAUCAGAAAAUACGGCUGUACCCCAUCGAAGAGCGCGAUGCGUUACGCAAAAUCAACGCGCUGGAAUGGAGCAAAGUGUUCAAAAAGUAUAAACAGGACAUAAACAUGCCCGCCCCGCUAAAAACCCAACGGGAAGAACUAGCGUGGUUAUUGUUGUACGCUAUCAAACUUGAAUACACUGACGAAGCGAGUCAGUACAAAACGAUUACCGCGGCCAAAAAGCAGGAUGGGGAAGCAAAACGAACGGCCGCUCCGGAAAUUAAAUCCACCAGCCUGUUCGACGCUUACGACCAGUCGGAUGCCGACUUCGUGGAAGGUUCCUACAAACUGGCCGAGCGCCUGGCUAUUGCGCACCAUCCGACCCAUCUGAUCUCUCUACAAGCGGCCGCAAAAGUAAUCUGCACGUCGUUCGAUAAAGAGGUACUCAAAGAACGUGUCGUGACGGGAAAACCGUUUCCGAUCGACGAGGGCAACGGGAUGGGCUUCACAGACGAUGCCGCGCUGGAGCAGGGUGCUCGAAUUCUGCGAUUAUUGCAGAUACAGAGUGUCCGCAAGCUGCAAACCACCAUCAACGAAACAAUUGUUUCGGCACAAAAUGUUACGGCAGACCCGCGAACUGACACAAAGUUGGGAGUGGUGGGAAUUAAACAGUGAUCAUUUAUUGGAAACUAAU
Messenger RNA from Anopheles cruzii, 831 nucleotides. RefSeq names its product RNA transcription, translation and transport factor protein-like. The record is from RefSeq and is a predicted model, not a curated record. Bases 60 to 812 code for a protein of 250 amino acids. The transcript is spliced from 2 exons. Lineage: Eukaryota; Metazoa; Arthropoda; Insecta; Diptera; Culicidae. Gene Ontology annotation, molecular function: RNA binding. Gene Ontology annotation, cellular component: tRNA-splicing ligase complex. Gene Ontology annotation, biological process: tRNA splicing, via endonucleolytic cleavage and ligation.